CUACAUUUAUUCUUGCAAACCAUAGACUAGUAAUCCAGAUUGUGAUCCGGAUUGCAAACUGUGAAGUUGUGUUUUGCUACGAAUAUUCAUAGUUAAAAAUUUAAUAAAAAUCAAGUCUAUGUUGCUUCAAACAAAUUAGAUGGCAUCUUCUCGUAUACAGGCGACGGCUCGCCACUUGUCUAAGACGUUUAAGAAGAAGACUAGAUUUGAAAUCGGCAUAGCAACUGAACUUCCUCCUGCCUAUAAGAAAUUCUGGCGUGAAUGGAAGGUAUUGAAACCUGCAGCAGUUCAUUUCAUACCCCAGGAGAGCAAGUGGAAACGUGACGAGCUGACUGGCGAAACACUGCCAGUGCAAAAUGUACCAUUACCCCUGAAAUAUCCUGGUGAAAUACACGAAGGACUAUGGGGUGGGGAAGCUGUGUUAAAAGGUUUUCAAAAAAGGGACCCUCGUCGACGCAGAGUCCCACAUUACUGGGUGCCUGUCCUCAAGAGGACUGUUGUGAAAUCUGAAGUCCUUAACACUCACCUAUCUGUUACUGUAACGGAUAGAACAAUUAAACUAAUCAAUGACCACUAUGGGUUCGACCACUACUUGCUCAAGACACCAGCUUGUGACUUAGUAUCAAUGCUAGCCUUAAAACUGAAACGACAGAUACUAGCUGAACUGAUGAACGGAUGCCCGAGAUAUGAGCAUGAUCCUGCCAAACAGAUGGCGGUGUACGAGGAAUAUAAAACAUACUUGACCUCUUACACACCAGAAGAAAUUGAGUGGUAUGGGCUAACAUGGUAUGAAGCCCUUAGCAAAGUAGCCAAGAUGAAGGAGGCUGCCAACAAACCUGUUCCUUUAAAAAAUAUCUAUAGAAAAAACCUAGUCGAAAAAUUGAAAGCAGCUGAAACAGAGAGUGAUAAGAGCUCUCCUGAUGAUAUAUCUACAACAACAUCUUGGCUGUCAAAGAUGAAUCCAUUUGGCAAGAAAGACGAAGCUUAGCGUGUUGAGUAGGAAUAUUUUAUUUUAAAUUGUUGUGUUAUACACAAAAUGUAUCUUUGAAAUAAAUAGAAAUAUAGAUAUUGCUGCCUACCUA
This is a messenger RNA of Maniola jurtina (meadow brown), 1082 nucleotides long. It is a transcript of the gene mRpL28, whose product is annotated as 39S ribosomal protein L28, mitochondrial. Bases 140 to 988 code for a protein of 282 amino acids. The transcript is spliced from 5 exons. Lineage: Eukaryota; Metazoa; Arthropoda; Insecta; Lepidoptera; Nymphalidae. Gene Ontology annotation, molecular function: structural constituent of ribosome. The record is from RefSeq and is a predicted model, not a curated record. Gene Ontology annotation, cellular component: mitochondrial large ribosomal subunit.